CAAAAACAACAUUUUAAUUCAUAAAUGGACUUUUGCGAAGAUGUGUCGAAGGAGAGACGAUGACUACCGAAGUUGAUGUAAACACCAUCACAACACAGUAUGAGAAGUUUAUGCAGUCGUAUUGCAAUAAUCUGGUCAUCAUUUCGUCUAAUACCUGUGCUUUUCCCUGUUUCGAAAGCCUCAGAACAUUGUUAUUCUGCCGAUAAAAGCUGCAAAGACAGUACAAACCAGAACUUAGCCUCAAAAAGCCAGCAACAAACUCAGGAAUAUCAUUCUGGAAUGGAGUGGCGUUCUCAUGGGCGGGAUAAUGAUGAUCUAAUUAGCCAAUUAAAAAACUAUGGGAUAAUUAAGAGUGAUGAGGUGGAGAAAGCCAUGCGUAAUGUAGAUCGUGGAAACUAUUGUUCAAGAACACCAUACCAAGACUCACCUCAACCAAUUGGUUUUGGCGUCACCAUCAGUGCACCUCACAUGCAUGCCCAUGCUUUGGAGAUUUUGAAAAAUAAUAUUAAAGAAGGAAGCAAAGUGCUUGAUGUUGGCUCAGGAAGUGGUUAUCUGUGUGCAUGCAUGGCCCAGAUGGUUGGAAAAUCAGGCAAAGUAAUUGGCAUUGAUCAUUUGCAAGGCUUGGUUGACUUAUCAAGACAAAACAUAUUAAAGAAAGACAAAUACCUCCUGGAUGGUGGUCAAGUUAAACUGUUUUUUGGUGAUGGAUGGGAUGGUUGCCCUGAAGAAGCUCCUUUUGAUGCAAUUCACGUUGGCGCUGCUGCGGCAUCUGUGCCUCAAGCCUUGGUAAAUCAACUAAAACCUGGUGGUCGUCUCUUCAUACCCGUAGGUGCUGAGAAUGGUGAACAGUUCUUAGAACAGAUUGAUAAACAGGAAGAUGAUAGCAUUACACGCAAACGACUUAUGGGUGUCCGUUAUGUUCCACUUGUGAACAAGGAACAUAAAACUUAAUGUACAGUCGAUCUACAAGACUCAAUGUCUCAUGU
Molecule: messenger RNA, 986 nt
Organism: Dendronephthya gigantea
Lineage: Eukaryota; Metazoa; Cnidaria; Anthozoa; Malacalcyonacea; Nephtheidae
Product: protein-L-isoaspartate(D-aspartate) O-methyltransferase-like
Exons: 3
Coding region: 100-951 (283 amino acids)
Biological process (GO): protein modification process
Cellular component (GO): cytoplasm
Molecular function (GO): protein-L-isoaspartate (D-aspartate) O-methyltransferase activity
Source: RefSeq, a predicted model, not a curated record